Molecule: messenger RNA, 1423 nt
Organism: Papilio machaon (common yellow swallowtail)
Lineage: Eukaryota; Metazoa; Arthropoda; Insecta; Lepidoptera; Papilionidae
Product: BSD domain-containing protein 1
Exons: 9
Coding region: 157-1305 (382 amino acids)
Cellular component (GO): cytoplasm
Source: RefSeq, a predicted model, not a curated record
UGAGAAUAAACCUUAUGUCAACGCAAACAAAACUAAAUCAUGUCAAGUCGAAAUUAAUUGUAAAUCUCGUGUAAUAACAAAAAUAUUCACGUAAUUCUUUAUGUGCAAAAAUCCAUUUUCUAUUUCUAUUAAUUUGACGAGGGAGACACUAAAGUAAUGGCUGAAAAAACAGAAACCAGUCCUGAAGAGUCAACAAGUACACCAAAACAAGAUGACAAGCCUUCUGGCAACUGGUGGGAUACAUGGCUGUCAUCUGCCAAAACAAAGUCAGCCGAGGUGUACUCUAUGGUGAAGAAAGAUUUAGAUGAGAUUGGAACAGCAGUAAAAUGUGAGGCGAGCCAUGUCUUCAGUUCCACCUCUAAUGCCCUGGGCAAGACUUUCAAGUUUGAUGAGCCAGAAUCCACAGCAAAUGCUGUGAAGAAAAGUUUCAGCACAUUUAUUGAGCAAUUUAAUAUAGUUCUAAAUCCGGAGCCGGAUGAUGAAGAUGAUACCGAGGUGAUACUGUCAUCAGGUGAUACAACAAUGCUGUCUACAUACAAGAAAGAACUAGAAGCACUGCAGCGUGUGGAUGCGACAUAUAUUGUGCCAGUGGAUAGCGCUGAGUUUGAAGCGUGGCGUGAGAGUACAGAGAAUGAUACGCCAGGUCUGAUCUUGCCUCAUACGGCAGUCAAGCGGUUAGAAGCUAAUCCGAUACUGAAAGAACAGUAUGUGAAGUUGGUACCGGAUGCUGUAUCUUUUAAUGAGUUUUGGGAAAGGUAUCUAUUCCGUGUGGCGUUACUGCAAGACCGUUUGGCUGCUGCGUCUCGCAAACAACCUGUAGAGUCUGUCACUGCCGACCCCGUUUUGGCCAAUUUACCUCUACAAACGCCAAUACAACAAAGUCCGAAGAAAGUUCUCUCUGGUCUUGAGGAAACGUAUGAAAAAGAAGAGGAGAUUGUACAAUGGGAAGAAGAAGAAUUCCCACAUGACGUUGAACUCACAGAAGAACAACAGAUCCUACUUCUAGAAGAAUAUGAAAAAGAAAUCACACAGAAGAAGAUAAACAGACGCUCAUCAUCAAAAGAUUUAAUCAAUAAUAAUGCUGAUAAACCACAAACACUCAAAGACGAAUUGAACAAUACAAUAGAGAAGAAAAACAAAAAUGGCCGUUCACCUAAAAGACAAGCAAAAUCAGACGAAUGUGGUAACAAUUUGGUAGAAGAUUAUUUCGGAGAUAAAGAAGUGAAAGAUGACGCGAGCGCGAAUUCAGAUGAAAGUUGGGAAAAAGAAUUUGAAAUGGACGAACCUUUAGGACAGAAAGCCUGACUGCAAAAUCCGGCCAUGUUAUAGUAAAAAAAAAAUAUAUUCACAUAAUAUACAAGACUAUGUCCUAUAUAAAUUCAAAGGCUUGGUUAACCUAAUCAAAUUAAAAAAAUACAUUUUC